GCGCGCGCACGGCGCCUCUCGCACUCCGGCGCUGUAGCGGCCUCUUCCUUCUGCGUCCGGGGCUGGACGGUGCGCGGGGGCCGCGGCCGGAGCUGGGAGCCAGCGUCGGCCUCGCCGCCGGCCUCGCCGCCUGACCGUCUGCCUGGGACUUGUCUCUGCGCCGGGCGGAGGCGGCGGGCUGGACAGGGAGCGGCGCCAGCGUGAGGAUCCCGGCCGAUGGGAAGCCCCUGGGCGCGCUGAGGGGCCGGACGACGAGCGGCUGAGAAAAUGAUGCAUCCUGUUGCCAGCAGUAAUCCAGCUUUCUGUGGGCCUGGCAAGCCUUCCUGCCUCAACGAAGAUGCCAUGAGAGCUGCUGAUCAGUUUGAUAUCUAUUCCUCCCAGCAAAGCAAAUACAGCCACACAGUCAGCCACAAACCAAUGGUUUGUCAGAGGCAAGACCCAUUAAAUGAAACACACUUGCAGACUACUAGUGGCAGAAGCAUAGAGAUAAAAGAUGAACUUAAGAAAAAGAAAAAUCUCAACCGAUCUGGUAAGCGUGGCCGGCCUUCAGGAACCACCAAAUCAGCAGGAUACCGGACCAGCACAGGCCGACCCCUGGGAACCACCAAAGCGGCUGGAUUUAAGACAAGUCCAGGCAGACCUUUGGGCACUACUAAAGCUGCAGGAUACAAAGUCAGCCCAGGGAGACCUCCAGGUAGCAUUAAAGCUCUAUCCCGUCUUGCCGAUCUUGGUUAUGGCUGUGGCACUGCUGCUUUUCCUUAUCCCAUGAUGCACGGCAGAGCAGUUCACGGGGUGGAGGAAACCGGCAGUGAAGUCAAGCCACCCAGUGAGUGAGUGGGGCAGGAAAGAAGGCCAGAUUUGGAAGGAAGAUUGUGAAUAAUCCCAAAGCUUCUUGGUUUUAUUUUGACAUACGUAACUUUAUGGCCUGGGCUUUCCAAAUUUGUUUUCCUGUUUGAUUUUCUUUCCUGCUUUUGCUCAGAAGCUGCCAUAUGCUGACAGAUGCACUCAGGGCAUGAGCAGUGGCAUUACAUUUGUACAUAGGUUCAAGUGUAACACCUAAUGAAGUUAUUUUUGCUUUUCCUUUAGAAUUAUGAUCAUGUCUCAUAUUUCAUUACUACUUUUGGGCCAUUCUAUUAAAUAAAUAGAUGCUUUAUGUGCUAAGCAACCGAAACCAUUAUACCUAUUAGUUUGUGAAGUAAAUCUACAAUAUGAUAAAGAUAGCAUCUAAGGUAUUUUUAACUGAUAGGACAAAAAAAACUAAUGAUUCAGGAUUACUUGAGGUAAUGGCUGUGUGAGUUGCAACAUUCAGAGAUAGGACACAGAUAUUUGUAUGCUUUUGCAUUUGCAUAGACUUCAGGUGAUAAGAAACCUAUUUUUAAUGUUCUAGGUUUAAGCAGCUUAUUUAUUGAUCUAUAUGGCAUUAAUUGAUUUAACCAUUAUUCCUAAAAUAAUUCUUUAGUGUUUGUCUUUGAGCAGUGAUAGGUUGUGUAUUUUUUUAAUUGCCUAAAAGCAUAUAUACCAAACACUACAAACAAUUCAUAUUUACAAAAAAUUUAAACUAUUUUCUAAAAGCUGCACAUUACAUUUUUGGCGAAAUACAGUGCAUUUUGAGAAUAGUAUAUUUCAUAUAGAAAACUAAACAUUCUCAAGGUCUGCAUGUAGCUAUCGUCACUAUAUUUUCCCUUUCAUGUAAUUAAUGAGUUUUAAAAUUAUGUUUUAAAACAUUUGUUAACGUUGCUCAUUUAUUUGAAAUGUUUUUAGUUUUUCUGAGAAAUUGUUCCAUUGCAUUAGCACUUACUGUGUUUUCAGGUUUAUAUCUACCAAAGGACACAGAUUUAAUGGUAGACUGUAAAACUGGUAUAAACAGAGUGCAGUUUCCUGACCAUCAGAACCCAAAUAUUAAGAAAUAUAUAGGAAUCCAUCUAUGCAUGAAACAUGUAAAAAAAUAUAUUGGUUAGUUUAAUUAAAAUCUUAUUAUGGCUCUAGUGAGACCACUUCAUCCAAAAGAAAAUUUUUUUCCCCUAAUAAUGUUAGCUUUAAAAGCAAGGUAGAAAAGGAAAAAAAAAAAAAAGUAUUGGGUAGCUAUGUAUAAUAUGGACAGAGGGAAAUCUCUCUUCUUUCCUUUCUGAAAGUAAUAUUCCUUGUUAAUAUACAUUUUAUUUAUUCUGUUUGUUUUAAACGAAGUACUAUAAAUAAACUUCAGACUUGAAAAAAUUCCACUGAACUUUAAAUUAAAGUUACAAUGUUUGUACUUGCGGAUUUUAAAUGCCUUUGAGAUUAAAAUGUAGAUUUGCAGGACCCAAAAACUUUUAAAAUAAUUAAAAUUUUAAAAGGGCACAUAUUGUGUUGUUUGGGCUUGCUCUCAGUUAAUGCAAACUCUGAUUGCAAAUGGAUGUCAUGUUUCGUACCUUUUUUAUCAGGAAAAAAGCAGCAAGCCUUCAGGUGUUCCAGUGAUGCCUGACACAAUGAGCUGGACUUUGUGCUGCUCUUUACAGUAAGAGGUGUUGCAUUGUGUGUGGGGACUAUGUGUGCACUGGCGUCUAAGACAGUGACCUCAACAAUACUAGCUUUGCACAGACUGUAGAGAAAGAUGUUGGAUGACUACAUAAAAUCAGAUGUAAUAAUUCUGGCAGCUAAAUUGCUACAAGAGCUUCUUCUUACAGAAGCUUAAAAUAUAAAACUUUUAAUAAUUUACUCAGAACAGUAUAACUUCUGACACACACAAAUGCUUGCAUCUUUAUUCAUGUGUUCAUUAUUUACUUUUCUUAUGUAUCUGUCAUUUAGCUGUUUCUCAAGAUGAUGUUCAGCAGUUGGCUUCUUAGAAAUCCUUUUUCAAGCCAGUUCCUAAAGAAAGUUGUUUAAUAAAAUGUUUUACCGUAGAAUAAUAUACAGCAUUGUCAAGGAUUUGGUUGCAUGUUGUGUUUUAUAUUAAGUCCAUUUGACAUUGCCUUUUCAGUUUAUUUUCAUUCCCGAUUUUGUUAUAUAUACCCUCGUCUUUCUCCCCUGCCCUUUCAUACAUUAAUUCCCCUUCCCCCACCCUCCAGCACAUCUACUCAGUGGUGCUGUGCUGUGUGUCAGAAGAUAAAACAGGUGUAUUAUUGUAUAAUGAAUUUUGUAUACAUGUUUAUGAAAUGGUGAAAUCAUCUAAAGGAGGCACGUUCAUCACAGUGUUUAUUAUCAGGAGCUAUGUCCCAGGAAAAAAGGGGGUGAAAGGGUACCGUUGUGAAUGGAUAACAUCAUUUAGAAAGCUGAAUUUACUGCUCAUGUAAGCAGUUACCUGGAAUUUUAGAUCUGUACACUGGUGAGCAUCUCCUGAUUCCACUUACUUUUCUCCUUGUGAACAGUUUACUGGUGCCAUGCUGAAGAGAAAGACAUCUAAGUAAUUACAUGAAUGAAGUCUUAAAAUAAUGAAAUAUUUUUACUUCUAUAUAAUCUAAAGACUAUUGUGCAUCUUUUGUAACACUGUCUCUUGUCAUGAUAAACACUGAAAUAGCAUGUUAAACAGUUGCCUAUACUUUAAUCAGUUGGGGAAAACUGGCCUUUUCCCCCCACUGUAUGAUUGUUCCUUGAAGGUAAAUUGCUAAUUUUAUACUAUGUAAUUCUGUUCUUCACAAAAUAGGUUUCACUAUUCUAUAUUAAAACUGUUGGUCAGAAAAUGAUCUGCUAUUCAAGUAAGUUUGCUUUACUUUUUUUUCCUUAAAAAAUAUUUUAACAUGCCUUAUUUAUUAUUGUGAUCAUGUUAACAAAUAAGAAGCUAAUAUACAGAUGAAAUUUUCAUUUUUUGACACAUAUAACCUUGCAUAACUAAUCUUUAGUAUGGGAUGAUUUUGAUACUAUCUUUGGAGUUUUGCACUGGAUAUUAAAAAAAUAUACUGGCACAAUGUAUUGGAAGAAAAUAAGUAGUAUCUGGUUUAAUUUUUAAUACUUGGGGACAUUUUUUAAAUCAGUGUUUAAAUUAGACUAAAAAUUCUUUAUAUUUUUAAUUUACUUUUUAAAUGAGCCAUCUGUCAAAGUAACAUUCAUUCCAAAUUGAUGUUCGUGUGAAUUUACAUGUAUAUUUUCAUGAAAUGAGAAUGGAGUUUCUUUGAGUUAAGGAGGAAAAAAAAAAUUUGGAUCCAUUUAUUGGGUUAAGGGUGAUCCAUUCAGCGUAAGAAUAAAGCAGUGUAUGAGCUAAAGAAAAAAAAAUUAAACUUCUCCUAUAUAUUCUAAGAAGCUUUAAAAGAACAAUUCAGGGGAUAUUGAUGAUAACUGCUACUCUGUCAGUCAUUGUCUCUAUAUGCCGUAAAAUUUUAUGAUCUCUUUAUAAUAAAAAUAUAACAAAUUACAACAGUUCAAAACAUUUUUUCCCUUGGACAUAAAAAAUUUUGAGGCUAUUCUGCUUUUGUUUUUAUUAUAGCUUAACUAUAUGCUAUUAAACUCUAGGAUGUAUCUAAAUCUUUCCUUUGCUUUUUCUCCCUCCUCUCCCCAAGUAGAUAAGUCUCUGCUCUCACAUAUAAUGUAUUUAAUUUUUGGAAAUUUAAUGCUGUAGUUAAUCAAGUGUGUGAUUUAAAGUAAUCAGACCAUUUUGAUUCUUUGAGUUUUCACAAUUUCCUUUUUUCACAGAUAAUUUUGGAGAAAAUAAUUACCAAUUAACUGAUAAUAAGCACGCUGUCCUCUGCUGUAAAAAGUCUGAAUAGAUACUGUAUUUGUUUUUAUGUUCAUGAACUUGAGCUACUCGUGUGCAAUUAUGUGUAUGGGAAUGGAGUAGUGUUCAUGAUUUGUAUCUACAUCAUCAUAUGGAUGUAUAUUUAUUAAUAAAGUCAUUACUUUAAAAUCAA
Lemur catta (Ring-tailed lemur) is the source of this 4817-nucleotide messenger RNA. It is a transcript of the gene C5H5orf24, whose product is annotated as chromosome 5 C5orf24 homolog. The transcript has 2 exons. NCBI's taxonomy places the organism in Eukaryota, Metazoa, Chordata, Mammalia, Primates, Lemuridae. The coding region runs from base 268 to 834 and encodes 188 amino acids. The record is from RefSeq and is a predicted model, not a curated record.